Lytechinus pictus (painted urchin) is the source of this 3549-nucleotide messenger RNA. Its product is annotated as large ribosomal subunit protein uL2m-like. The record is from RefSeq and is a predicted model, not a curated record. Gene Ontology annotation, cellular component: ribosome; mitochondrial large ribosomal subunit. Gene Ontology annotation, biological process: mitochondrial translation. Gene Ontology annotation, molecular function: structural constituent of ribosome; RNA binding. Lineage: Eukaryota; Metazoa; Echinodermata; Echinoidea; Temnopleuroida; Toxopneustidae. The coding region runs from base 225 to 1208 and encodes 327 amino acids. The transcript is spliced from 6 exons.
ACUCAAGUUCAUUGGUACCCUUUGUGCAUGAGAGGUAGGGUCGAAAAUGAAGUUCACAAGCCUGCCCUCUAUUGUUUUACUGCGCUCUGAAGAUUUCCUGAUCUGACGGCCGGAGCACAGAAUUAAUUUUUUCCGCUCUCUUGAUUCAUCUGAUCUGGUAUUAGAUGAGCAUCCUCGCAAUUCUGCUGUAUAAAGAACAUAAAUGAGAGGAUAGAUAACCAGGCAUGAUGAACACAAAACACUCAAUCUUACAACUGUGUAACAUCUUCCGGACCAUAACCAUCUCUAAAAAUGUGCGUCUUCAAAGCGGUCUCCCCGCUCGAUGUUCAUCCCUCCUUUCCAGUGAUAAAUCCACCACCUUGAGCCAGAAGUUGUCAUUUUCCUCUCUGUUACUCAGAGCAUCUACCUUAAGGACUUUAGGUGUUGUGGAAAGGGAACGUCAUAGAGAGUUCCACACGAGCCCAGCGCUUGAAAAAUUCAAACCCUGGAAGAAUACACCCGAGUACACAAUUAGACCACUUGGAAAGAAGAGAAUUACCAGCCGGGAUCACACAGGGAGGAUAGUGUCGGGUAGAAGAGGAGGGGGCGCGAAGCGAAACUAUCGUAUGGUGGAUUUCAAAAGAGUUGGACCAGCUGAGGGAGCGCCCUUGGAGGAAAAGGUUCUAGAAGUAAGGUAUGAUCCAAACAGGACAGCAAACAUUGCCAUCGUAGCGGGAGGCAACAGGAAGCGAUAUAUCAUUGCAUCAGCUAACAUGGAGGCGGGGGAUAUCAUUAAGACUUCAGGACACAUUGGCAGGAUGACAGUGGUGGCCAAUGAGGGUGAUGCAUACCCCCUGGGAGCGCUCCCCAUCGGGUCUUUGGUUCACUGUGUAGAGCUCUAUCCUGGAGAGGGCGCCAUUCGGGUCAGGGCGGGAGGAACGUCGGCUCAGAUCCUGAGAAAGGUUGGGGGGCAGGUCAUCCUCCAGCUGCCGUCCAAACUGCAGGUCAGCGUCAGCGAGAGAUGCAUGGCAACCGUUGGCCGGGCAUCGGGAGACCAACAUAAUAGAAUGUUCAUAGGCAAGGCUGGUAGGAAUCGAUGGUUUGGGAGACGUCCGAGCAGUGGUCUAUGGCAGAGGAAAGGAGGAUGGGCAGGGCGUAAGAUUAAGCCCCUCCCACCUAUCAAAGUAUACAUGGACCCAAACAAGAAAGGAACGCAUAUAACCGUUUAGCUUUUUAGUCACUUCUGUAUAAAUUGUAAGGCAAUUUCAGAUUUCAAUUUCUUUCAUUUCAGAACCUCCAGAUAACUUUUCUUCUCAUUUCUGCAGAUUAUGUGAGCCAAUUGCACUUAAUUGUGAAAGAUCAAAUAAUCAGAGAUACCCAUUUUUAGGCAUUUUGCCUGAUAUCAUGCCUUGAGAACUUGCUAUUUCAGGGUUGGUGUUUUUCCAGGCUUUAUGUUGUUCAGUACUUAUUGGGCUUUAACAUGAUCUGGCUCCUUUUCAGGCCAAGUGAGUCAAACUAACUGGCAUUGCUGAAAUAAUGAGAGCAUGUGUAAUACCUGUAAUGAUAAUACUAUUCCAAUUGACAUGGAAUAUGACAUCCAAUUAUAUCCCCUGUCAUUAAAUCUUGGCUUGCCUGUACAUGUGUAAGUCAAAGUGUACAAUUUAUACUAAAUUCAUUCUUAAAGUGAUUCAAUUAAACUGUGAUCUGACUCAAAGCAACUUUAAUGAAUAUGAUGCCCCUGCCAUACUGCAGGGGUGUGUUUCAUGAAAUGAUAUGUCCAAUGUGUUAUCCGAUAGUUACCACAGUGAGAGUGCUUCUCAGCCAAUCAAAAUCAAAUAAAGUUGUCAGAUUUUCAACGCUCCCCAGGUCUCGCUCUAAUACAAGCAAAACCAGGCAUGAAAUAAAUGGUACACGUACGUGAAUGAACUUUUGAGUGUGUGUGGUUCACAUCCUCGCCAUGUUAUCAGGUCCCCUUCUCACAAAGAGUUACGAUAGAUCCGAUCAACCUCAAGUAUAUGGAAAUCCAUUAACGUCAUAUUUUUUUCAGGAAAUUUGCACAAUUUGUCCAUUGUAAACCAAGAGAAGCAUACUAAUUUUUCAAGAAAACUGAAUGUAUGAAUAAACAGAUCUAUAAAAUGUUUGAACAAACAUGAAUUUUAGAUGAUGACGUUGCUGGCUUUCCAUACAUGUAGUUGUGGUUGAUUAGAUCAAUCGUGACUCUUUGUAAGACGGGGCCCUGGUGUCAACUCAACAAAUGUGUAGAGUGUAGAGUAUGCACAGUAAACCUCUAAUUCAUUACAUUGAUUGUCUUUUUGGUGGCCAGGUAUCUUUUUUUUCCUUUUUUUUUUGGGGGGGGGGGGAAUAAUGAUUUUGCUAUUUCAGGGCCCCAUCUUACAAAGAGUUAGGAUUGAUCCAAUCAAUCGCAACUAUGGAAAGCCAGCAACGUCAACAUCUAAACGCAUGAUUGUUCAAACAAAUUUUCUAGAUAUGAUUGUAUAUCCAUAAAUUGAUUAAUUUCUUGACAAUUUGGUGAUUUCUCCUUUGUUUGCAAAGGACAUUUUGCCAAUUUCCUGUAGAAUAAAUUAUGACACUGAUGGAUUUCCAUAGAGUUACAAUUGAUUGGAUCAAUUGUAACUCUUUGUAAGACGGGGCCCAGGUCUUGACCAUGAGAUUAAGAUCCAAUGGGGGUACUUUAAAUCAAGAAAUAAUUGAGCAAAUAAAUGUCUAAUUCAAACAGAAAGGCUGAGCCCACCAGUAAUCUGCACUAUUAAAGCACCCACCCGCAUUCAUUAUUAGACCCAAGUGCAUACACUCGCAUCAAGUGCUUUCAGACCACAAAAUUAGGUACAGUCAUUCACAGAGUAGUUUCAGAUUUCCUUUGUGAAUUAUUGUCAUGGAUUUUCGAUACAUUUUCUUUGUUAAUGGAAGUCUGCUCUUUUUCAUAGAAAUUGAUAUCAAUAAUGUAUGUGAAAUUUAAGAGAUAAAUUCUCUAUUAGACAUGAUUUCCUUCUGAUUGUAAUAAAUUUGGUACGUGAUUAUAACAACUUUGAGUAAUCCAGGCCUUGUUAAAUUUCAAUAUUCUAAUUGGGAAAGGCCAUUUCUCAAAAGAGCAAUGGGUGGGGGGGGGGGAGGGGUUAAAAAGGCCACAAAAAAUGUCCAUGGCCGCUUAAAGAGACACUGAGGUCACCAAUAAAUCAUGGUCUUAAGUGGCUACGGAUUUAUUUAAACGUUGAGAAUCAGAUCCCAACACACAUUGGGUUUUGAUUCACAAAGACUUGUUUUAAUUAAGUGCACAAUUUCUAUAACAAGUUAGAUAUCAGCAAAUCAAAUCAAAUGAUUUCAGUAGCUUUAAACAGUUAUUAAAAAUAUGUUAUUAACGCAAGUUGUGUGAAACAGGUGCCAGUACCAAUGAUGGUUGUGUUACUCAUAUGGUUCUGAAUAUUACCAAUUUGAUUCAUAAUUUCUUUUUGAAAAAUUGAUCUGUGUUGAGAUAUGAUUUAUUUAUUAUCAUAUCAGAAUAAAUUAUAUGUCAAGUGAAAAUAAAACGGACUUCCGAAUUUCUACUUUAAA